Cheilinus undulatus (humphead wrasse) is the source of this 1059-nucleotide messenger RNA. RefSeq names its product BRCA2 and CDKN1A interacting protein. NCBI's taxonomy places the organism in Eukaryota, Metazoa, Chordata, Actinopteri, Labriformes, Labridae. Gene Ontology annotation, cellular component: nucleus. The transcript has 7 exons. The coding region runs from base 124 to 1032 and encodes 302 amino acids. The record is from RefSeq and is a predicted model, not a curated record.
GUCUUGUACAGCUGGAGCCACAAUGGCGGCUUCGCAGUUUCAGUUUCCUACAGCGUCAUUCCGUUGGUGAACUUUCAGCGCUGUCCCGCCCACUCUGCCACAACGUGUGUUGUAUGUUGAAGCAUGGCUUCGUCUGCAAAGAAGAGGGCAGUAGGUUUGGGUGAAAACCCGGAGGAGAGGGAUAACAGUUCUGAUGAGAAUCUGGAGGAUGAUGAUGACUCCGGGGAGGAGGACAGUGAGGCGUCAGAGGAGGAAAUCAAUGAGGAGGUCAUUGUGGACUUUGAAGCUCACGCUGUUUCACACAAUGACUACAAUGGUAUCAAGAAGCUCUUACAACAGAUUUUCUUAAAGGCUCAUGUAAACACAUCAGAGAUGACAGACAUCAUCAUUCAACAGAGUCAUGUUGGAAGUGUUAUCAAGCAAGCAGAGGUACCAGAAGACAGUGACGAUGACGACCCAGAUGAAGUGUUUGGCUUCAUUACUAUGCUCAACCUCACUGAGAGAAAGGGUGUUCAGUGUGUGGAGGAGGUAAAGGAGUUGAUCAUGGACCAGUGCGAGAAGAACUCAACUCACAGCAUGUCAGAACAGCUGGAGGAGAUCUUCAGUGACACCAGCAAGCCUGUGGGUCUCCUGCUGAGUGAGCGCUUCAUCAACGUGCCUCCACAGAUCGCCCUCCCGCUGCACAAACAGCUCCAAGAUGAAAUCGCUGAAGCUCAGAGGACAAAUAAGCCAAGCGGGAAAUGCCACUACUGUCUGAUGAUCAGCAAAACCUGCAAAGAGACGAGCAAGAGUAUUCCAGCCAGAGGAGCACCCAAAGAAGAGUACAUGUUUGUCAAUGCAGAGGAAGAAUUCUUUUAUGAGCAAGCUAUCCUGAAGUUCCACUACUCGGUCCAAGAAGAGGCAGACUCCUGUUUGAGUGGACGGUGGUCAUUUGAUGACGUUCCCAUGAAACCUUUCAGGACUGUGAUGCUGAUACCUGCAGACAGAAUGCCUGCCAUUAUGGACAAACUCAAAGAAUACCUGACUGUGUGAACCUCACAAUAAACAUAGUCGUCUAUG